GCGACAGUGCAAGUAUCUAAGAUACACAUGAAAUACAAAUAUUCAAACAAAUUCCAUUCACCUUGUGCAGUCCCUUGUGAUAUGAAUGCAGCCACUAGCACAAAGAUUAGCAUACUAGCCAUUGUAGAACAUGCAUCUAACUUGCAACUAAAUCGCUAAAUAUUGCUUAACAACAGAUAUCACCCCCCCCACCCCCCAAUCAACAGAGACUGAUUAAUUAACAUAAUUAAUGUGUUAGCAACUUAUAGUUUACACAGCCACUUAUUAUCAACAAUGACCUAACAGUGAAACCUGAUAACAGGAAGUUCCGUAUAGCUAUACAAAUACAAUUAAAAUUGCUGAUGAUAGUGUGAUGGUAGCACUCGGUCUAAUGGUUUCUUCAAAAAUUGGAGUCCAUUGCGACUGAGUACAAGUCCUGGCAUGUCCACUUAUUUGCUUGUUAUAAUUCAUCCUGGCAUACUUCAAAAAGAGUAACGCUAUAAAUCCAUAGGUAAACAUGUAAUUCCAACAAUACAUUUGAUAGAUUCCACUAGUUGACCAUAAAAAAUAGUAUUUUCAGAGUGAUAUACAGUUUUCAUUCGUGUUGCUAUUCAUUAAUUAGUAUAGACUUGUUAUGCUUGUUGCAAUUUCAUAUAGCCAUAAUUAUGUUAUAAUGAAAACAGUCCUUGAAUUAUAUCGUGUUGGACUGACAGUUAUUUUUGAGCAUGUUACAGUUUCAGUACAUGUAUUUAUUUGAGGAUAUAAAUGUGUGCAGCCUUAUAAUUAUUAUUGAGCAUAUUGAGCAGUGUCGAGUCACGGUGAAUAUUUGUACAUUCACAGGCUCGACUAACCAUCAUGCCAGCGCCAUUACAGUGGCAUUGGGAGCAGUUAUUGGUGUUCUAGUGAUCCUACAAAUAAUCACUCUGAUUGGCUGUGGUGUUGUUGCUAUAGGAGGAGAAACACUAACGGCAGCUAAUGUGCAAAUCAGUUAUUGCCCACCUAUAUUUUAGUAUGCUAACUAUAAUAAUGCAUGCAGUUCCACAGGUAUAUAGAGGAAUGUUAUUGCAUACGUUCUUCGAGGCAUGAUAGAACACUGUCUAGUAUACUGUCCAGCUAGAAUAAGAAACCUUGUGUCUACAAGUCAUUCACUUUCAUUCACCGCCUACUCAGUUCAGAGAACUGUUGUGUUUGUGGGUGAACUAUGACAACAAAAGACGGACAAAUGCAACACAUGAAAGUAAUUAUUUACUACUAAAUUAACAACUUGCAGCAUUAGCUUGUGCACAGUACUUAAAAAUUACUGCUUAAUUUCACAAAAGUAUAAUUAUAGCUUGAAUUAGUCAUGGUGAAUAUUAUCUCAGCACUACUAGGUGUAGUCACUAUUGCUUUAGUUGGACAACUCUCUGCAAUAGCACAAAGUGAGUACAUGCAUGCACUAUAAUAGAGACUGAUAUACAGAAACAUGGCAUUCAGGCUGUAAUAGUGGACAUGUUUAACUGUCACUUAACACAACGGACAAUAAAAGCUACGUUCAGUACUGCAUCGAUAGUAUUUGGAGGACUCUGUGUACUAGAUCGUGGUCGCGUGUUGAAGCAAAUGUUGUAUGCAGACAGCUAGGCUACAGUAACCAAGGAGCCAUAAAAGGGGUGACUGACUUUGGUGACAUUCAUAUGGGAAAGUUCUUCAGGUUCAGUCAAUCUUGUGCUGGUGGGGAGAAUACAUUAGCAGAGUGUAAGCCAACAAACACAUUGGAAAACUGUCGCACGAGUGAAAACAACAGACAAGGAUGGGUAAAAUGCAUUCCAGCCAACUGCACUGAUGGAUCUCUUCGACUGGUGGGUAGAUCCAACAUAAGACAAGGACGAGUGGAGGUGUGUCAGAACAAGCGAUGGGGUACAAUGUGCUACAACCAAGCACUAGCUGGACAUGUUUGCUCUCAGCUAGGAUUUCCAAGCCAAGCAGCGAAGGAAAUGAGUUCAACUGGCCCACAAAUUAACUGUAACAUCGACACCAACAAUAGGUUGAGCUGUAGGAACAUCACUGACAGUGGGUUAUGUGCUCGAGGUUUAGCUGUUGAGUGUCCAUCGUUCAGUGAGACAAUAGCUACCAGUGCACUAGGAGCAGUGAUUGGACUUCUUGUACUACUAGAAGUAGGGACAGUCAUUGCGUGGGUGGCUUGUACUGUCACAAGGAAAAGGCUCUCAAGUCCACCAAAACAAAGAGUUUUAUUACAAGUGAAUGAGAGCUACACUGACACAGCUCCUAUGGAACCGAGCUACAGUUCACUAGGUCCUAACUACAAUACUGUGACCACAAGCGAUGAAGGAAUUGAUGACUAUGAUGUCUUUGAUCACAACAGGCCCAAACCAAAACCAGCCAACCCACCAUCAGUGAAGGUUGAAGCCAGUAAGAGUGAUGACGAGUUCUACAAUGCAGAGGAGCAUAUGUACGCAGCUAUUGAUAAGUAAAGGAGAAAAAUAAUAAUGUUGGAGGAGAAUAAACCUUGCAACAACAGUUAUGCUAUUAGCUAUAGUGUGUAGAGACACAGUCAUCAUACAGACAACUUAGAUAAGUAGCUAUAAUUAUGGUUAAUACAUAAACCCUUGUAUGCAUCAUAACACUGAUUGUACAACAGUAAUCACAAUGCAC
Molecule: messenger RNA, 2628 nt
Organism: Halichondria panicea
Lineage: Eukaryota; Metazoa; Porifera; Demospongiae; Suberitida; Halichondriidae
Product: lysyl oxidase homolog 2-like
Exons: 5
Coding region: 1650-2447 (265 amino acids)
Cellular component (GO): membrane
Source: RefSeq, a predicted model, not a curated record